UAUAAGUAAUAACUCACAAUAUUGAUUAUUAAGGAACAAUGGGGGUUGAACCGAAUACCUCUGACAGAAGGCCGUCUCCUCGAGAACUUAGUCGUCUGUCCCGUCUAAUCAACCCGUCCCGCAUUGAGGCGUUCUUUUUGGAGCUUGGGCUUUCUAUGCUAGAUAUUGAGGACACAGAAUGUGAGUCCUACAACUUGCCAAGGAUCACACGCAUUACCAAGCUGUUUCUUAAAUGGACAAUUGCCUAUCCGAAUAAGACGAUCCAUGACAUCCAGCAAGCUAUGGAGGCGGUUAAUAUGGCGACUGACCGUAUCAACGACGUACUAGGAACAGACGAGGAAUCCCAGGUUCAAGGUAUGGUGCCAUUGGAGGUUUGGAAUAGAGUCCCAUCUGAGGAUGAAAUAAGGAAAAUCGUAGAAAACAUCGACAAAAUGUACUUCAACAUGUGCCUGGAGCUCGGAUUGUCACCCCCAACCAUAGCGCAAUGUGAACUUUGUCAUCCUACCUUCGGGACAAGAAUGAGUGCUCUCCUUCGGUGUUGGAUAGACAGAUACCAGACAGAGGCAACCAUAGGCAGGUUGCUGACAGCCAUGAAGGUUUGUCAGAUGGACUGGCAUACAACAUGCUAUGAGAGACUAAUGAUGAUCCAGUGUUAUGAGAGAUUGAUGAUGAUCCGGUGCUAUGAGAGACUGAUGAUGAUCCAGUGCUAUGAGAGACUAAUGAUGAUCCAGUGUUAUGAGAGAUUGAUGAUGAUCCGGUGCUAUGAGAGACUGAUGAUGAUCCAUUGCUAUGAGAGACUAAUGAUGAUCUGA
This is a messenger RNA of Mizuhopecten yessoensis (Yesso scallop), 812 nucleotides long. RefSeq lists its product as uncharacterized. Gene Ontology annotation, molecular function: protein binding. Gene Ontology annotation, biological process: signal transduction. The transcript is spliced from 3 exons. Bases 39 to 812 code for a protein of 257 amino acids. Lineage: Eukaryota; Metazoa; Mollusca; Bivalvia; Pectinida; Pectinidae. The record is from RefSeq and is a predicted model, not a curated record.